Neopsephotus bourkii (Bourke's parrot) is the source of this 2004-nucleotide messenger RNA. It is a transcript of the gene ACTG2, whose product is annotated as actin gamma 2, smooth muscle. Gene Ontology annotation, biological process: vascular associated smooth muscle contraction. The transcript is spliced from 11 exons. Bases 769 to 1899 code for a protein of 376 amino acids. Gene Ontology annotation, cellular component: cytoplasm. The record is from RefSeq and is a predicted model, not a curated record. Lineage: Eukaryota; Metazoa; Chordata; Aves; Psittaciformes; Psittacidae.
CCCGUUGCAGGAAGGGUUUAUCCCCAGGUUCUGUGUGCUGCAGCCAGGGAAUGAUGCUUAUCGGCGCCUCAGGGGUGGGAACAGACCCAAAUCCCUGCUCCAGCUCCCAGCGCUGGUUUGUCCAUCCGAGGCAGCAGGCGGAGAGGUUUAAAGCGUGAACAUUUCCCUUAUAGGGAGGUGCUGAGGGCCGGGAGUAUUGAAAUCCCACACAAAGCAGGGGUUGCCCCCUCCUUUAUCCCACAUCCAUCCAGCUUUGCCGGUGCUGGGGGAUUCUUGGCGUUCCUGGGAGCAUCCCAGGGCCGUGGCCACCCUCCCGAUGCUCCCAAGCACCGGCAGAGCCAGGGGCUGGAUUGGCUGCGGUGGCCAAACCUUUCCUUUUUAGGCUGCACGCCUGCUCCUGCCUGCUUGGAGGCUUUGCUGCUGCGGUCCCAGCUCCAAAGUGGCCGCGCCGACGCUUCCCAUCCAUCCCGAGUGCGGUGCCGAGGGAUCCUGCAGGGAUCGGGAGCUUGGAGCUGGACCCGCCUCUGCCUGGAACCAGCCAUGGUCCCACCUCCUCUUUGCCGAGCCCAUCACUUAUAAGGGCUUGAGUCUCACUUGUUUAUCAGCACGGAGCAUAAAAGGAGCAGACUCAGGGGCAGGACCCGCCUCUGAGCCUUCACGUAUUUAUACCAAAGGCUCAUCGGGAUUCGGUCCCAGAGGAAAGGAGCCCUCGCCUCUGCGCUUUUCCCCCCAGGUCCCCCCUGACCACCAGCAGCUCCCGGCCCCACCAUGUGCGAGGAGGAAACAACCGCCCUGGUCUGCGACAACGGCUCCGGCCUCUGCAAAGCCGGGUUCGCCGGUGACGAUGCCCCUCGCGCCGUCUUCCCCUCCAUCGUGGGGCGGCCCCGGCACCAGGGUGUCAUGGUGGGCAUGGGGCAGAAAGACAGCUACGUAGGCGAUGAGGCGCAGAGCAAGAGGGGUAUCCUCACGCUCAAGUACCCCAUUGAGCACGGCAUCAUCACCAACUGGGAUGACAUGGAGAAGAUCUGGCACCAUUCCUUCUACAAUGAGCUGCGCGUGGCCCCCGAGGAGCACCCGACCCUGCUCACUGAGGCACCCCUCAACCCCAAGGCCAACCGGGAGAAGAUGACCCAGAUCAUGUUUGAAACCUUCAAUGUCCCCGCCAUGUACGUCGCCAUCCAAGCCGUCCUCUCCCUUUACGCCUCCGGCCGCACGACCGGCAUCGUCCUCGACUCCGGGGACGGCGUCACCCACAACGUGCCCAUCUAUGAGGGCUACGCGCUGCCCCACGCCAUCAUGCGCCUUGACUUGGCCGGCCGCGACCUCACCGACUACCUCAUGAAGAUCCUCACCGAGAGGGGCUACUCCUUCGUCACCACCGCCGAGAGGGAAAUCGUGCGCGACAUCAAGGAGAAGCUCUGCUACGUGGCCCUUGACUUCGAGAACGAGAUGGCCACGGCUGCCUCCUCCUCCUCGCUGGAGAAGAGCUACGAGCUCCCCGAUGGGCAGGUCAUCACCAUCGGCAACGAGCGCUUCCGCUGCCCUGAGACCCUGUUCCAACCCUCCUUCAUCGGCAUGGAGUCAGCCGGCAUCCACGAGACCACCUACAACUCCAUCAUGAAGUGCGACAUCGACAUCCGCAAGGAUCUCUACGCCAACAACGUCUUGUCCGGCGGCACCACCAUGUACCCCGGCAUCGCCGACCGCAUGCAGAAGGAGAUCACGGCGCUGGCUCCCAGCACCAUGAAGAUCAAAAUCAUCGCCCCGCCGGAGCGCAAGUACUCGGUGUGGAUCGGCGGCUCCAUCCUGGCGUCCCUCUCCACCUUCCAGCAGAUGUGGAUCAGCAAACCCGAGUACGACGAGGCCGGACCCUCCAUCGUCCACCGAAAAUGCUUCUAAGCCCCCUCCUCACCCCAUGGUGGCCCCAACCGCCUGGCUGGGGCCCCCUGCUCCUCCUCGGUCCCCACUGCUCCUCCCCACCGCGCAUUAAAGCCUUUUCUCCAG